Molecule: messenger RNA, 2037 nt
Organism: Blepharisma stoltei
Lineage: Eukaryota; Ciliophora; Heterotrichea; Heterotrichida; Blepharismidae
Source: the annotation of a GenBank genome assembly
AUGGUAGAUGAUCUUAAUGAUUUUGAAUCUGAAUUUUUAUUAAAAAGUAAUUACUACUUAGUUAAUGAAGACUCUCUUGAAGUUGCUAGAUUUUUGAACCAGACUCUCCGAUCCAAAACUAUUUCUCUUCCUAAUAUGACAAUUUCAUUUAGAAAAACUUUACCUCUUAUAGGAGCUGACACGUGCCAAAAGAUUGCGUUAGUUCUCCAAGCGUUAUCUUCAGUAAAUGCUCCUCCUAUAAUUUCAAUGAGAUUGCUUCAGGCUCUAUCAGAAAUUCCACCAUCAGGUGAUUAUAGUCAAGAUUUGCUUAUGAAUAUCGUAGUAAAGAUGUGAAGAGAAAUCGAGCCAGAUUGCUUACUGUCUCUUCAGUGAGUGAGUAAAAAUUAUGCUAGUUCACAAAGGGUUUAAGUUUUUUUUAAAUAUAUUUUAUUGCAAUUAUUAUUUCGAAUUUUAAAAGAAUCCAAACUCGCAAAAAUUGGAAAUUAGUAAAAUUAAUUUAAUUUCUAAAAUUUAUGCUUUAGAAUGCAAUCUGCUUAAAUUAACUAGAGAUUUUAUUAUAAUAAUUAUCACUCAUAUUUUAUAUUUUUAUUAUGUAAAAAAUAUUUUGCUUGCUCACAGAGGUUUUUUUCCAGAAAAUUCAAUGAUUUUGAUCUCUCACAGAGGGGAGAGUUAGGAACUUUAUUUCAUUCAUACAACAUGGAUGUACCUGCAUCAGAGUAUUUUUAACAUAGAAUUUUUAGCCAUGCAGCAAAUAUGUGGAGGAAUGGCAAUAUAGCAAAAGCAAUUAAGCUCUGCAGAGAAUUUAAUUUUUCAGUAUUUUUUAAUCAGAGCCGACUAGAAAAUGAAGAAAAUGUUAUUUUUACGCUAAUAGAUAAAGGAAAGCCUGAGCUUAUCAAGACUUUUGUUUCAAAAGACUCAGAACUUGCUAAAAAGGCUGUUAAUUCAAUGAUACCUCAUCGGGAACUUCUAAAGCAUGCAGCAGAUAUUGUUAGUGACAGCGGACUUAAUCAUGAAGACUUCCCUGAUCUUGUUAUGUAUAUGAAAAAGAGAUCACUGAGAUACCAUAUAAUGAGUGGUAAAGUAGGAAUUUAUAAUUUAGCAGAGAUUGCUUCAACUGAAACUGAUCUCUUGAAGAUUAUGAUCGAAAGUUUGGCAACUGAUUCUAAAAAGGAAAACGCAUUGUGAAUGGGUCAAGCUGCAGCAAAUCUGGUAGAUGCCUAUCCAGAAGUUGCGCCUUUAUUAAGCCAAGAAGUAUAUCGAGAUUUAACACAAAUUCUGCCCAAUAAAAACCGAUUACCAGAUUAUUUUGGCCCUUUACAGCCUGAAAUAAGUUUAUCUCUGAGGCUUUCUCAGGACAGUAUUUUCUUUAUUGAUAGCGAGGAGCUGCUCCUUGAAAUAAAUUUGCAGGGUGAGAUUGUUGGAUUAGAUAGCGAGUGAAAGCCAACUUUAGUAAAUAUCAAUCCUCAAGUUGCGCUAUUACAAAUAGGGUUUGAAGACAGAGUAUAUUUGAUAGAUAUGAUUAAGUUGGGUUCAAGCCCCGCUUUAGAUUCAAAGCUGACUGAAAUGUUUUCAAAUCCAAAUAUUUUGAAGCUUGGAAUUGCAUUUGAUGGUGAUAUGAAAAAUUUGAAAAAAAGUUAUCGAAACUCAGAAUGCUUUAAAAGUAGCAUUAACAAUUAUGUUGAUCUCUUGGAUUACUAUAAGGAAAUUUACAAUGAAAUUCCAGGUGGGCUUGCUGGACUCUGCGAACUUGUAUUGGAUACCCACUUAUGUAAAGCUCAACAAAUGUCUAAUUGAGAAAGAAGGCCAUUAAGGCUAGCCCAAAUGCAUUAUGCAUCACUUGAUGCCUUUGUACUUAUUGAUAUCUACAAAGAGCUCAGAAACAAAUCCAAAGCAAACGAUACACAAUUAAAAGUCUUAUUUGAGCAUUCCUGCAAAAACUGCCGCAGCAAGCUUCACCAAACUGACGAUUGUCCAAAAGGUUCAAAAUGCAAGCUUUGCCAAAGAUUUGGUCACAUAGAAAGUGAAUGUCCAAAUUAA